Messenger RNA from Chrysochloris asiatica (Cape golden mole), 423 nucleotides. Its product is annotated as 60S ribosomal protein L17-like. Gene Ontology annotation, molecular function: structural constituent of ribosome. Gene Ontology annotation, biological process: cytoplasmic translation. The transcript has 2 exons. The coding region runs from base 1 to 423 and encodes 140 amino acids. Lineage: Eukaryota; Metazoa; Chordata; Mammalia; Afrosoricida; Chrysochloridae. Gene Ontology annotation, cellular component: ribosome; cytosolic large ribosomal subunit. The record is from RefSeq and is a predicted model, not a curated record.
AUGGUUCGCUACUCGCUUGUCCCAGAAAACCCCACAAAAUCAUGCAAAUCCAGAGGUUCAAAUCUCCAGAUCCAUUUUAAGAACACCCGUGAGACUGCCCAGGCCAUCAAAGGUAUGCAAAUCCAGAAAGCCACCAAGUAUCUUAAAGAUGUCACUUUGCAGAAGCAAUGUGUACCAUUCGGACAUUACAAUGGUGGUGUUGGUAGGUGUGCCCAGGCCAAACAGUGGGGUUGGACACAGAGUCGGUGGCCCAAAAAGAGUACUGAAUUUUUGCUGCACAUGCUUAAAAAUGCAGAGAGCAAUGCUGAACUGAAGGGUUUAGAUGUGGAUUAUCUGGUCAUUGAGCAUAUCCAGGUCAACAAAGCUCCCAAGAUGUGCCACCGAACUCACAGAGCUCAUGAUAUUGCAUUUUGUACAAAUUAA